Radiomyces spectabilis is the source of this 1538-nucleotide messenger RNA. Its product is annotated as PCI domain-containing protein. Lineage: Eukaryota; Fungi; Mucoromycota; Mucoromycetes; Mucorales; Radiomycetaceae. The coding region runs from base 245 to 1498 and encodes 417 amino acids. The record is from RefSeq and is a predicted model, not a curated record. Gene Ontology annotation, cellular component: COP9 signalosome. The transcript is spliced from 13 exons. Gene Ontology annotation, biological process: protein deneddylation.
UCUCGCACAAAGUUGGACGUGACGUCUGAAAAAUUACCUUUGAUUCUUCCCUUACCUUUUUUUUCUUUAAACUUACUUAUACCAAGUCUUUAUACUUCACCAUGAGCGACGAUGACGAUUUUAUGUUGGAGGACGACGAGCAAGAUUACGAUUUUGAUUAUGAUGUUGACGACGACGAAGAACCCGAUGUCGAUCUCGAGAAUAAAUAUUACAAUGCGAAAGGUCGAUAGCCUUAUUCAACGGAAUGAGCGGAUGUAUGAUGGUUGACCGCUUUAGUUUUUAUACAGCUCGCAAGGAAGACGAUCCGGAAGGCGCGAUCUCUGAGUUCCAAAGUGUCGUCGACACGGAAGAGGAAAAAGGCGACUGGGGGUUUAAAGCUUUGAAGCAAAUGGUCAAGACAAGCUUCCAGCUCGGAAAACAUGACGAUACGUUGCGAUAUUAUAAGCAGUUAUUGACCUAUGUUAAAUCGGCGGUCACGCGCAAUUACAGCGAAAAAAGUAUUAAUAAUAUUUUGGAUUACACGGCUACAGCGGAUAACAUGGCGUUCAUGGAGACUUUCUACCAAAUAACGUUGGAUUCGUUGGUGGAGACCAAAAAUGAACGUUUAUGGGUGAAAACCAACCUCAAGCUGGCAAAACUAUGGCUGGAUCGGCAUGAGUAUAAUCGACUGAAUAAGAUUCUCCGACAAUUACAUUCUGCAUGCCAAAAAGAUGAUGGCACAGAUGACCAACGAAAAGGCACACAAUUACUGGAAGUGCUGGCUUUGGAAAUCCAGAUGUACACCGAAACGAAGAAUAACAAGAAACUAAAGGAACUUUAUCAACAAUGUUUGCACGUAAAAUCCGCUAUUCCACAUCCUCGUAUCAUGGGUGUCAUCCGUGAAUGUGGUGGCAAGAUGCAUAUGAGUGAAAAACAAUGGGACAAAGCGCAAACAGACUUUUUUGAAUCGUUCAAGAAUUACGACGAAGCUGGCAGUCCCCAGCGUAUUCAAGUACUCAAGUAUCUCGUGCUAGCGAAUAUGUUGACCGAAUCACAGAUCAAUCCGUUCGAUUCUCAGGAAACGAAGCCAUAUAAGAAUGACAAAGAGAUUGUGGCUAUGACGAACCUCGUAAGCGCAUAUCAAAAGAAGGAGAUUGGAGAAUUCGAGCGGAUACUGCAAUCCCAUCGAGCCACCAUUGCGGGUGAUCCAUUCAUUCGCGCAUACAUUGACGACGUUUUGAAGAAUAUCCGCACUCAAGUAGUCUUGAAGCUUAUCAAGCCAUACACUCGGAUAGAGCUUGGCUUUAUUUCAAAGCAAUUAAAUAUACCAGUAAAAGAUGUGGAGGAUCUGCUUGUCAACCUUAUUCUAGAUGAAAAGAUUUCUGGACGUAUUGAUCAAGUGAAUCAACGACUAGAACUGGAUCGAAGGGUCACGGAUGCGUUAAAGUACGAAGCAUUGGAUACAUGGUCACUCAAUGUUUCCAAACUUUGCAAAACCGUCAUUGGCAAAGCGACUUGAAUAUAAUAUCCUUCUCCUUACCGUGAUCAAACAUGAAGCA